Chaetura pelagica (chimney swift) is the source of this 790-nucleotide messenger RNA. RefSeq names its product small nuclear ribonucleoprotein polypeptide A' (gene SNRPA1). The coding region runs from base 1 to 771 and encodes 256 amino acids. Gene Ontology annotation, cellular component: U2 snRNP. NCBI's taxonomy places the organism in Eukaryota, Metazoa, Chordata, Aves, Apodiformes, Apodidae. Gene Ontology annotation, molecular function: U2 snRNA binding; protein binding. The record is from RefSeq and is a predicted model, not a curated record. The transcript is spliced from 9 exons. Gene Ontology annotation, biological process: mRNA splicing, via spliceosome.
AUGCGACCUGUGGCGCGUUCCCAGCCCGCCGGGGCUCCCCUGAGACCGGGAACGCGCGUGGAAGCGCCAGAGCUGGAGGGAAAAGGCUAUAAAAUCCCUGUCAUUGAGAACUUGGGUGCCACGUUGGACCAGUUUGAUGCAAUUGAUUUCUCUGACAAUGAGAUCCGCAAGCUGGAUGGGUUCCCUCUGUUGAGAAGGCUGAAAACUCUCCUGAUGAAUAACAACAGGAUUUGCCGGAUUGGUGAAAACCUGGAGCAGGCCCUGCCCAGUCUGACAGAGCUGGUUCUUACCAACAACAACAUUGCUGAAUUGGGUGAACUGGAUCCGUUGGCAACUAUUAAAUCCCUGACUUACCUGAGCAUUUUGAGGAAUCCUGUAACAAAUAAGAAGCAUUACAGAUUAUAUGUCAUCCACAAAGUUCCCCAGGUCAGAGUGCUGGACUUUCAAAAAGUGAAACUCAAAGAGCGACAGGAGGCAGAGAAAAUGUUCAAGGGCAAACGGGGUGCACAGCUUGCAAAGGAUAUUGCCAGGAGAACAAAAACGUUCAAUCCCGGAGCAGGUCUGCCAACUGACAAGAAGAAAGCUGGGCCCUCCCCUGGGGAUGUGGAGGCAAUUAAGACUGCAAUAGCAAAUGCCACGACUCUGGCUGAAGUGGAGAGGCUGAAGGGGUUGCUGCAGGCUGGUCAGAUUCCUGGCAGAGAACGCAAAUCAGGCCCCUCGGAGGACGCUGAGGAAGAGAUGGAAGAAGACACGGUUCCCAACGGCUCCUGAGCCCCGCCCGGGCCGCGCU